Molecule: messenger RNA, 3884 nt
Organism: Ruditapes philippinarum (Manila clam)
Lineage: Eukaryota; Metazoa; Mollusca; Bivalvia; Venerida; Veneridae
Product: xaa-Pro aminopeptidase 2-like
Exons: 17
Coding region: 161-1906 (581 amino acids)
Source: RefSeq, a predicted model, not a curated record
UUGUACACCUAUAUAAACUAUUAUAUUGAGUAUCGCAUGGACGUGCAACAACAUAUAGUGUAUAUAGUAUAUACGGGUUUGUUUGUUCUCUGUAGGUAAAAUAAAUUAAGAUAAAGGUGAGCUUGUAAAAACAUUCUGUGCUUGUGACCAGCCAGGUGGCAUGGCUAAACUAAUCAUGGGAAAUAAUUGGAAUUUUUUGUUCUUAUGUUGGUCGAUUGUUACAGCAAUUGUUAAUGUGCAAGGUGGACUAUCAAGACUAAAGAGAGAAACUGCAGAUCUAACCCCGGGAAACUGGGACAGUUGUAAACCGGGUGCUGAGGCCCCGCCAACACGAGUCAAUACAGCUGACAGGGUGACUCAACUAAGAAAUUACUUUGCCACUCAAGGUAUCCAGGGUUACCUGAUACCCAAUGAGGAUGCUCAUCAGAGCGAGUAUCCGUCACAGUAUGACAAAAGAAGGGGUUACAUAUCCGGUUUCCAGGGAUCAGCAGGGUUUGCUGUGAUUACCAUAGACAAGCAGGCGUUAUGGACAGACGGACGGUAUUUCCUGGAAGCUGAGGACACACUCGACUGUAACUGGAUCCUUAUGCGUCAGAAUGAGCCGGGCGUGCCAACCAUGAUAGAAUGGUUAAAGCAAGAAUUGUCACGAGGAAACUUCUUUGGUGCGAGCCCCUUCCUCAUCGGCAGCUCCGACUGGAAAUAUUACAAAGAAGAGCUUUUAAAGUCUGGAAUUUACAUGGAUCCGGUGCCGGAUGAACUGGUUGAUCGGUUUUGGAGCUCGGGUCUAGGUCGUCCCAUGCAGCCAAAUUCUCCAAUAAACAUGUUACCAAUGCAGUUUGCAGGUCGUUCAUGGCAAGAUAAAGUCAAGGAUAUGCGAGAAGCGAUGGACGAGAAAGAGGUAGACAUGAUGGUUGUAACGAGUUUAGAUGAAACAGCUUGGUUAUUUAACUUGAGGGCUGGUGACAUUGACUACAAUCCUUUCUUUAUUUCCUACGCUAUUUUGGAAAAAGACAAGAUCACGCUGUUUCUUUUGGAGCAUUUGAACAAGAUAACGGCCGAGCCAACAGACGAAGCUGCCACAUCCACUGUAGCUGUACAUCUAAAUACUAACAAUGAUGGUACUUGCGGAGGAAAAACAGCAGAUUGUGUUGAGGUAAAAGCGUAUAACCCGGCUGAUGUUGUCAAUGUUGUAAAAACAAGAGCACAGACAUACAAUAAAGUAUGGUUGGGAUAUUCCUGUAACCAAGCUGUCUACUCAGCCAUCAAUGAGAGCAAAAUCCAUCAAGAUAAUACUCCAAUAGCCACAACGAAGACAAGGAAAAAUGAAGUAGAGGUGGAAGGGAUGAAAAAAUCUCAUAUACGCGACGCUGUAGCUUUGAUAACAUUCCUGGAAAAGUUAGAGACAGACGUAAAAGCUGGAAAGAAGUGUACAGAAUUGUCUGCCGCAGAUGAUCUAAAACAACUCAGACUGUAUGUAAAAUUAUCUUAUUUUGUCAUUUAUGGGGGAAAACCCGAGCCCGGUUACUAUGAGGAUGGACAAUUUGGUAUCCGUUUAGAAAAUAUUGUCAUGGUGAAAAAUGCUUCAACAACUUACAAGUUUCCAGGGACACAGUUUUUGACAUUUGAACAUGUCACUUUGGUGCCGUACGAACCACAUCUUAUUAAAUUUGAUUUGCUGAACGAAGACCAGAUUGAAUAUUUGAACGAUUACAACAUGAGAGUUCGAGACCAGGUUGGACCAGAGUUGAAGAAACAAGGAAAAAACGCUGCAUAUGAUUGGAUGAUGAAGAAAACAGAGAAAAUUUCAGUUAACAAUAAGGACACUUCAGGCGCGAACACAAUAAAUAUUACACUACCUCUUAUUAUAAUUGCUUUUUUCCUAGAAUAUUUCUUUUCUAACGUAUGAUAUGUUCAAUAGCCGUCAAUUUUUUUUUAUCUUUUGUUCUUUUUGAUCAAGCUUUUUUAUUUAAUGAGGUUUAUUUUUGCAAAAUAAUUUUAUACAAAUAUUUUUUAUUGUUAUGUCUUUUCUAAAUCUAUUUUGUUCAUUCUCGUGGUACGAAAGACAUACAUUAUAUGUAUGUGUAUUGACAUAUAUAUUCUGUUUUAUCCUUGCAUGUGAGUAUUUUCGCGAAAUUGACAUCUUAAGAGGUAACCUGCAGUUGAUUCCUUUUUACAAAACACAUUAUGUGGGGAUCCAUAGAAGCGAUUAUGGAAAAUAUAUAAUAUAUUUGUUGAAAACUAAAGCCAUGUCAACAUAUUCAUAAACAAAUAUUUAUGUGCAUAGGAAUGUAAAAAAAUGUACGCUCUGCAACAUGUAGGCGAAAGAUAUCCUUGGUGAAGCAUGUGAUAAAAUAUUAAAGCACUGUCUAAAGCAAAAGCAAGUGAAAAGUAGCAAAUAUCAAUUGGAGAUAUUGGUAAAUGCAGUCGAUACGAGAAAUAAACAUCGAUCUAUUGACCACAGAACAAACAAGAAUUCAGUCGUAUGAGUAAUUUUACUUUUACUGAACAAUUGAUAUUUAACUUGAACUGUGACAUUUUAAUGUUUAUAUGGAAUGCAUUUUGAUGAUUAAAGAUACUAAAAAGACGAUGAUUCAUAUAUAGGUUAACCUUUAAGAAAACAUCAGAAUAAGGGCGGAUAGUUAUCAUAUCAUAUUGUCAUUCAGAUUCUAAAUAAGAAAAAAAAACUCAAAGAAAGGAACGUUGGUUUAAAUUACAUUUUCAUUUGAAACACAUUUGAGCUGCGUCAUGACAAAACCAACGUAAUGCGUUUGCGACCAGCAUGGAUCCAGACCAGCCUGCGCAUCCGCACAGUCCGAUCAGGAUCCAUGCUGUUCGCCUACAUACUCUAUAACAAAUAGAAAAACUGAAAGCGAACAGCAUGGAUCCUGAUCAGACUGCGCGGAUGCGCAGACUGGUCUGGAUCCAUGCUGGUCGCAAACCCAUUAUGUUGGUUUUGUCAUGACGCGGCUCAUUUUAUUUUAAUAUUAACAUUUUCUUUCAUAUAAGAUAGAUACAGUCAUAAGUCAAUUUUACAAUGUUUUAUUUGAUGUUAUUUUUGUUAUUUUUAUCAUUGUUUCUAUUGUAAGCAGAUAUUUUUGUACCAGAUGUUUGAUUAUUUUGUUUAUUCAAUAUGUUUGCACUUCUAUUUGAUAAACAGCAUGCAUGUCGUGUUCUAUUGCUUUGAGUGUAACUUUCGGUUGACUGGAAAGAGGAAGAACGUUAACUCGUUUUUUAUCAUUAUAUCAAUUAGAUAAAAAUAUAAAGAAUAAACAACUAUUAAAGAACUACAAUUUUUUUUGAUGUAAUCUAUUAUUAGAUGAAACUUUAUAAAGUGGUUUUUGUGUUAUAAACUGUUGUAGUCUUGUCAAUCAGUGAUAUAUUUUGCAACAUUCUAAUCAUUUAUCAUUUGUUUGCAGAUCGUUUUCUUGUGUCAGUGUUUUAAUUAUCAUCAUUUCUUAAAAAGUAUAUGCAAUAUUAGUUUGCUAAAGCGUAAAUAUAUAUUGGCAAAUUAAUUUUCAAAUCCAAUUUUAUGUUGACAAGACAAGAAAUUACUUGACUAUACAAUGUAAUUAUUUUACCAUUUAAAAUUUUAGACAAAAACGCAAAAUAAAAAAAAAUCGAAGAUAAAGCAGUCAACAAACUUUUAAUGUUUAUACUUCCUACAUGGAUGGAGAAAAUAAAGACAUACACUGUUUAGUAACAAUUUUCUUUGCAUCAUAUACAUGUACUCGUAUAUUUAUUCAUAUCAUUAUGUCUUUUAUAGGCAGAUAUUCAUUACGCACCAGUGAUUCGAUAAUUAACAAUAUACUAGUAUUUAAAUAUAUUACUUUUGCUGCUUGUAUGUGAUGUUUUCGCCAUUUAUUUAAUAAAAUAUAUUCUCUGGG